Cynara cardunculus var. scolymus (artichoke) is the source of this 2165-nucleotide messenger RNA. Its product is annotated as histone deacetylase 15. NCBI's taxonomy places the organism in Eukaryota, Viridiplantae, Streptophyta, Magnoliopsida, Asterales, Asteraceae. Gene Ontology annotation, biological process: chromatin organization. Gene Ontology annotation, cellular component: histone deacetylase complex. Bases 111 to 1937 code for a protein of 608 amino acids. Gene Ontology annotation, molecular function: histone deacetylase activity. The record is from RefSeq and is a predicted model, not a curated record. The transcript is spliced from 19 exons.
AAAUCAGAGACCAGGAGAAAAAAUCAAUUGAAGUCGUUGAAAUCAUAGUGAGAUUCAACUCUGCACUCAGCUUAAUCAGGGAACACGAGCAUGCAUAGAAGAAACAAGUUAUGAGUAUGUCUGGUAACAUCUUUGGAAUGAUUGUGUUAGAGGGCUGUCACUCUGACCACAAAGCGUCCUCGAAUGCCAUGCAAAUCAGCCGCUUAGCAAAUGGGGAGGCGGAGACCAACAUUCAUGAUCCAAACGACCCAACUCUCGAACAGGGCUUUAAUGGAAGGCAGGGAAACUUGGGAUCUGGUGGAAUCAUUGCAAGUACAUGCCAUGACUAUGAAGGUUCUGGGGAUGUUUCUGGAAUAUCAACUGAUGGAAUGACAAGCAAAAAGUAUUCGAGGCAGCAUGAAGACAUGACCCUUCAGGAUAUAUAUAGCAAAGAAGGUGAUUUCGAUGAUGAAGAUGACAGCGAUUGGGAGCCUUUAGAAAAACAUAUACCGGUUGUCAAAUGGUUUUGCGUUAACUGUACAAUGGUUAAUGUUGAUGAUGCUAUCUAUUGCCAUAUAUGUGGAGAGCAUAAAGAAUCUGGAAUCCUUAGGCAUGGCUUUCUUGCAUUGCCUUCACAGGAAGCAGAUUCUAUUCUGAACAUAUCAUCGGAACGAGAUGGCGAAUUAGAAGCUUCUUGCUCACGGACUUCAGCCCCACAUAAAUCGACAGCAGUGGGUUUUGAUGACAGAAUGUUGCUUCACUCCGAAGUUGAAAGGAAGUCUCUUCCACAUCCAGAAAGACCAGACCGUCUUCGUGCCAUUGCUGCCAGCCUCGCAACUGCAGGUAUAUUUCCUGGAAGAUGCCAUCCGAUUACAGCAAGAGAAAUUACACGAGAAGAACUCCAGAUGGUUCACUCUGAUGAAAAUAUUGAAUCUGUUGAACUUACAAGCCAAUGUGUUGCAAGUUAUUUCACUCCUGACACUUACGCAAACAAAGAUUCAGCACUUGCUGCCAGGCUUGCAGCAGGUUUAUGUGCUGAUCUUGCUUCAGCAAUAUAUUCUGGGCGUGCUAAAAACGGGUUUGCUCUGGUCCGUCCUCCUGGUCAUCAUGCUGGUGUAAAACAAGCAAUGGGAUUCUGCCUGCACAACAAUGCAGCAGUUGCUGCAUCAGCAGCACAGGUUGCCGGAGCAAAGAAGGUCUUAAUUGUUGAUUGGGACGUACAUCAUGGAAAUGGCACUCAAGAAAUAUUUGAACAGAACAAAGCGGUCUUGUAUAUAUCCUUGCAUAGACAUGAAGGUGGAAGAUUCUACCCUGGUACUGGUGCUGCCAAUGAGGUUGGCUCCAUGGGUGGAGAAGGAUUCUGUGUAAAUGUUCCAUGGAGUCGGGGAGGAGUUGGAGAUAAUGAUUAUAUUUUUGCAUUUGAGCAUAUCGUGCUUCCAAUAGCUUAUGAGUUUGCUCCUGAUAUCACAAUCAUUUCAGCUGGAUUUGAUGCUGCAAGGGGUGAUCCCCUUGGAUGCUGUGAUGUGACACCUGCUGGUUAUGCACAGAUGACAAAAAUGCUGAGUUCUUUAUCUAGUGGAAAGUUGCUCGUUAUCCUUGAGGGCGGCUACAAUCUCCGUUCAAUAUCAUCAUCAGCUACAGCAGUAAUCAAGGUCUUGCUUGGUGAAAGCCCUGAAAGCAUGUUGGAGAACGUUGUACCUUCCAGAUCCGGAUUGCAGACCGUGCUCGAUGUCUUGAUGAUCCAGAACCAAUUUUGGCCUACUCUUGGAUCCGUCUUUUCAGACCUGCAGUCACGAUGGGGAUCAUUUGCAUGCCAGGAAAUAAAAAGGAAGAAAAGGCGCCGAUUUGUGGUACCACAAUGGUGGAAAGUGGGACGAAAAAAGUUUUUACAUUACAUCCUCUCUGAGCAGCUUCGACUAAAUUCGAAAGGGCAUAGAAAAGCAUCGUUAUGGUUCUAAACCGUCACCCUCGUUUUGUACUAUCUUUGUAGCAAUAGUGUUUUUUUUCCUUCUGAGGGGAUUAUGACUAAUAUUUAGUUUUGAAGAUAUUAUGAUGCUUUUUGUUUUUCUCAUCUUUUUGACAUCCACAGACAAUGAUGUUUGACAGCUUAACUUUGGCAAUCACCCAUCUCUGUGUCACAUUUUGGACCUCAGAAAGUUGGAAGAGAAACCACCAAUUAGAUUGCU